This is a messenger RNA of Sphenostylis stenocarpa, 558 nucleotides long. The record is from the annotation of a GenBank genome assembly. Lineage: Eukaryota; Viridiplantae; Streptophyta; Magnoliopsida; Fabales; Fabaceae.
AUGGACCAUCAACCCCCACCCUGCUCCGACGACGACCCAACCGCCACAACCUCCACCGCGAAGUCCGGCACCCGCCACCCAGUCUACCGGGGUGUCCGCAAGCGCCGCUGGGGAAAAUGGGUCUCCGAAAUUCGGGAGCCGCGCAAGAAGAACCGCAUAUGGUUGGGGUCUUUUCCGGUGCCGGAGAUGGCAGCGCGAGCGUACGACGUCGCCGCGUACUGCCUCAAGGGGCGGAAGGCGCAGCUCAACUUUCCCGACGAGGUGGACUCCCUGCCGCUUCCGUUAUCCCGCACGGCCAGGGACAUUCAGGCCGCCGCGGCCCAGGCGGCGCGCAUGCUGAAAGCUGCCGGCAGUGACGAGAAAAGCAGCAUUGCCGAUGACGACGGAGACAGCGGCGGCGACGAUUUUUGGGGUGAGAUUGAGUUGCCGGAGCUGAUGGACGGCGAGUACUGCUGGAGUUGCCCCGGAGGAUUCUCGUGGACUUCCUCCGGCGACAUCGUCGAUUGGACGGUUGAGGAGCUUUCGCCGCAUCAACCGUCGUUCCUGGCGUGUCUAUAA